Dendrobium catenatum is the source of this 3620-nucleotide messenger RNA. RefSeq lists its product as uncharacterized. The transcript has 10 exons. NCBI's taxonomy places the organism in Eukaryota, Viridiplantae, Streptophyta, Magnoliopsida, Asparagales, Orchidaceae. Gene Ontology annotation, molecular function: DNA-binding transcription factor activity. The record is from RefSeq and is a predicted model, not a curated record. The coding region runs from base 137 to 3274 and encodes 1045 amino acids.
CCUUCGCGAGCAGAACGGAAAUAUACAAAACCCUUAAAAAAAUACGUUCUACUGAUAGAGCGGGAUCCAUCGGUUUAAUUUCAGUAGGGCACGGGACGAAGACGCCAUUCGUGGUCCUAGGGUUUGGUUUCAGAAGAUGAGUUCUCCUCAUGGCUUCAAGCCGACCCCAAAUACUCCGUCAGCAAAGGAUUCUCCAACAUCGAUCUUUUUUAACAACUUGUCUCCAAUAAAAGUGACUAGCAGCAGAUUAAGUAGCCAAGCUUUUGAUAACGUUGAUGUUCCAUCCCCUCCACCGGUCUUCGCAACACCACAAAAUCGCCUGAUAAAUUCAAAAAUGUGGAAAAGGUCAGAGAACCUGGCUUUCCCUGGUUCUCAGAAGAUCUGCCCAGGUGAUGCAGAUCUGGUUGGCACAUCUUUGGAGUAUCCUGAUGCGACCAUUCAAUUUAUUCCAGUGGCAGCUGCCCAAUUAAGUAAUAGUAGUGACAAGCAGUACAACAAUGAUCAUCAUCCUCAGGAUGAGGUUUGUAGGGGUCUUUCAAAUGGUGUGGAUGAUUUUUUUUCCAUUCCCAGUGAAGAUUGUGAAAAUACCUCUUGUUCACCGGGUUUUUUCUUGGGAGAAGCUGAUGAUUUGGUUCGGGAUAAGGAAAUCACUCCCUUUAGCAGCAAUGGGGAUCAGAUGGCAUUCUUCAAUGCGGAUUCUGCACAAUUUCCUGCAGUUAAAUCUGCCGCCACUGUCACCAAUUCUGUGGCCGAAUACACCAAGCAUUUAAAUCUUGUUAGCACGCCUAACUUGCAACCAAAUAAGGAUGCUCUUCCUCAAGAAUUUCCAAAAAAUUCUAUUGCCUAUGAAGGGUCUAACAAGGAGUUUCUUAUAUCAAAUGCUGGCGAUAGUUCCAACUUAAAUAUUGUAGAUCAAAGUUCGUCAUGUCAACCUGAAAAAGAUAUUUCCAAGAAGAAGCCAAGUAAUCGAACUGUGCCCGCUGCUUUUGAAGAGAUUGAAAAGAAGGGAGGGCUACUUGGCAAGAAGAUCGAAGCUAACUUAAAGUCUUUUGUAGAUUUAAUUUCUAGCACACAAAAUGAACCUAUUACACCUGAUAGUAAUGGAUCAAAUCAUUCCGGUGUUCCAAAUAAUAUGAAUUUCAAGAGUAUCUGUCAUGUGAAUGAACACCCUAGCACUUCCAGUUCUUGUUUGCUCAAAAUGCAGGACGUCAAUUUGUUUUCUUCCAGGACAGAUCAUUUAGGUAAAUUGGGUUGUAUUUAUGAGGAAAAAUGUGAAAUACCAAGGAACAUUCAGUCCCAUGCUAAUCAUCUUGUUAUCGCAAGCCAGAUGAGAGAUGCAUCUGGCAUGAGCCAGAUUCCCUAUUAUCAGGAGGAUCUGACCCAUCAUAGUCGAGGCAUGUAUAAGCGUCUUCAGUUUGAGGAUGUUGAAAAGCACGAACAGAGUAUUGCAGAUAGUGAGAACUAUAUGAAGUUAAAAAGUCCUCGUUUCAUGUCAGAGAGAACAACGAUGGCUUCUAACAUGGAAAGUCAGUAUCCUUCUACUACAAAUAGUUCGUGCAGAAUUCAGACUACUCAGUCGCUAUCAGGAAAUAUUUCGUGCAACUAUUUGGUUAAGACUAAUAGUUCUGAGCAAAGUAAGGGAAGAUUCACUGCAGUGGCUCAUAGAUCGUCUGGUAUUGGCUUGCACUUAAAUGCCAUAGGCAUGCCUGGGAAGAUAAGUGGCCAUAUAGAUAUGAAGAUGGCAAUGGAGAGUUUAGGGGUAGAAGGGAAAACCUGUUUUCACAAUACUUGCGAAGCACCUUCACAAAUUUUGAAGAAUAUGAUUGUCUCAAGGAAUGGAACUGGAGAAGUUUCAUUACAGUUAAUUUCUAAUUCUGAGGAUUCCUCAUUUGGUUCAAAGGAUGAAUGCAAUAAUGAUAGACUUCAAAAAUCGUCAGAUUCUGCUCCAGAUUAUCAUUCGGCACUUGAUGUUGAACCUUUGGAUAUGCGCAUGCAACCGGAAUUUAGUGAUCACCACAUAACUCCAUGCAGUAGAAAAAGACAGCACUAUGUAGAAGCUAGCCAAUCAGAGGAUUCAGCACAAACAACCCUUGGAAGAAAAAGGAAGAAAGAUCCGGAGAUUGAGGGACAAAAACGAUGCAAUUGCAAGAGGUCCAAAUGCCUGAAACUCUAUUGUGAUUGCUUUGCUGCUGGAAUGUUUUGCAAUAAAACUUGUUCAUGUCAAGGGUGUUCUAAUAAUUCUGAAAAUGAAGAAAUGGUCAGUUCAACAAGGCAGCUGAUAGAAACUCGCAAUCCACUUGCAUUUGCUCCUAAGGUUGUGCAUGCACAUGGUGAUCUUAAAGAGAAUGCAGAUAAUAAGCAUAUAACGCCACCUUCAGCAAGGCAUAAAAGAGGAUGCAAUUGCAAGAAGUCUAAGUGCUUGAAGAAAUACUGUGAAUGCUAUCAGGCUGGCGUUGGGUGUUCCUUGGGAUGCCGGUGUGAAGGAUGCAGGAAUGCUUAUGGGACGAAAGAAGCAUAUGGUGAUAUCUCUGAGAUAGUUGUAGAACAUCAAAAACCCAAGGAGGAUAGCAUUAAUGGUCUGCCAUCUGUUGAAGCACUGAAGGUUGUGGAGGGUAACAGCAAAGAAGCAUCUAAUACGAAGCAAUUCACCACUCACUUCACCUCCCCAGCUCCAUUGGUGCAAGACACAAACAUAAACAGUGUUGCUAGAUUACAGCUUCCUGCAAGCUACCAUCCAUCAUCCAAGUCUAGUUUUGCCACAUUGUCGUCUUUCGAGUCACCAACUUCUACAAUGACUGACACAAGAAGUAGUGCACAUGAAGAAAAGAAUGAGCAAACUUUAUCUCUUAUACCAUACAACCAGAAGUUUGAUUCUAGUUCUGGUUUGAAUGUUGAUUCACUUUCACCUGGAUGGAAUAUAAGCCCUUCAUCAGUUCCCUCACAAAGCCUUUGUGGGUCUACUACUUUGAGAACCAAACAAGCUAAAGCUUUAGGCGAAGGAAAAUUCAUAAUUAAGCCUGCUACUGAUGAACCCAAUUACAAUCUUGCAGAGGAAACUCCUGAUAUCUUAAAAGAUACCCAUUCUCCUAUUAACACAGUAAAGACUAGCUCGCCGAACCAGAAGCGCGUAUCUCCACCAAAAACAGUGUUGCAUGAGGCAGGAUCAAGUUUCUCACCUGGCUUGAGGAGUGGCCGCAAAUAUGUCCUGCAAUCUAUUCCACAAUUUCCAUCUCUCACUCCUUACAGAAAUAACAUGGAAAAUAAGGACAAUUGAAAGCCCUUCAGAAGUGAAAACCUUCCAAUGAGCUUAUGUAGCUCAUCUCGCCUGUGCUAUAUAUCUAGUCGGGCAAAGUAUUGUUGGUUUGGAGGUAUCUCACUGCAAAAGCUAGCUCAAUUAGUACCAGCUAAUGAAGCUUUUAGCUGGGAUUCUGGCUUCAUUCAGGAUGGUUGCUUGCUUAUUUGCUUGUCUAUAUGGUUUCUAACUUUAAUCUUCACUGAUUUUUUUCUUCCAAAUGGUGUAUGAGAGGCACUAUUGCAUCACGGCUUUUUAAAGAAUCUUCAGGGAAAGACUUUUACAGUUGAGUGUAAAUAAAAACUUAUAAGCAGCUCAUUUAUUUGUA